UUUCCUAAAUUAAGGUAAUAAAUUAAUAAAUCUUCAAAAAUAAUGCAAUAAAAUCCAAGUGGGCGUCCGUUCCCUUCCUGCCAUUCGUAAAAUUCUGACAUCCGUUGUACCAAAAUUUCACUUUCGGCACUUCCAAAAUGGACUGCAAAACCUGCGGCGCCAACGCCGUGGGGUCGCCCCGCAAGAGCCGCUCCAACGUGACGUGUCCCCCGAACUGCUGCAAGCCGUGCUGCAUCCCGGUGCUCGCCGACGGUAUGCCGAAGAUACUCGUGAACCCGUGCCCGCCGCCGCCGGCGCAGCCCCCUUGCGACUGCUGCCAGGUGUGCGUGCCCGUGGUCACGCCCGCCGCCUGCGAGCCCUGCCGCCCCCGCAAGAAAUGCAAGUACAUCCAGCCGCCGCGGCCCAAAUCGUACGCGCCCGAGCGCAAGUACCUGCCGCCCGCCGCCAAGAUGGACGAGUCCACCAUUUACAGGAAGUCGUACCUGCCGACCGAGGCGGAGCGCGCCGCCCCCGUGUACCCCGAGAACAACCUGUGCGUGGGAGAGGGCAAGAUGUCCGACAACACCGUCCACAAUAUGUCGUACCUUCCGCAUAAGGUGCUCCCGCCGUGCCCGAUCUACCCGUGCGAGCACCGGCUCUUGGGGGAGGGGCCCAUGCAGGAUAUCACCACGCAGAAGCACGACUACGUCCCGAAGCCGUUCUCGCGCCCUGAUGCAAUCCGUCCACAAGUGAAUCUCUUCUCCAGCGAUUGUCCUCUGAGCGACAAGACGGUGAAUCGGUUGUCGUAUAUGCCGGUGGCGCCGGUGCGCGUGGACCCGGUGUACCCGGUGAACGCGAUCGAGAAGCCGACGGGGAAGAUCAGCGACAAGACGAUUCACAAUAUGUCGUACCAGCCGUGGGAGCCGACGGAGCCUAUGGAGACGCCGUGGGCGGAUAAGCCCAAGUACCAGCCGCCUAAGUUGAGGAUGGAGGACAACACGGUGCACAAGAUGAGCUACAUGCCUCCAGGACAGUACGUGGAGUGCGAUGACGACGAUCCGGACUGCGUGGAGUGUCCGGAGCCUCCUUGCGAUCCGCAUUGUAACCCCAAUUACCAGUGUUGUAUGCCAUGUUGUUGUCCGAAGGCGGCGUGCUAGUCCCCGUUUGAGGUGAAAGUGAAAUUUUUGUGCUUGUGACCGAUAGUUUUUAUUUACAACCUAUUGUUAUUUUUUUUUGCUUAUUUUUAUACAAUGAGUACGUAUACUGUAUCGUUAGGUGGUGUUUUAGAGCAGUACUUUUGAAAAUUAAAGUGCGCAUCGUCUGGAUU
Zophobas morio is the source of this 1306-nucleotide messenger RNA. RefSeq names its product stabilizer of axonemal microtubules 2. The record is from RefSeq and is a predicted model, not a curated record. The coding region runs from base 138 to 1136 and encodes 332 amino acids. The transcript has a single exon. Lineage: Eukaryota; Metazoa; Arthropoda; Insecta; Coleoptera; Tenebrionidae. Gene Ontology annotation, molecular function: microtubule binding. Gene Ontology annotation, cellular component: sperm flagellum; cytoskeleton; axonemal microtubule.